AUGGACAGUAGCGACAACGACCAGGAAGGGUUCAGCAUGUUCUCGAAAAAAGCUCGGAUUGAGAAAACAAGCACAGGGACCGAGCAAACGGUUGAGAAAGUGCUUCCCAAGAAUUUGAGCGUAAAGAGUGUGGAGGACCGUCUUACCUUUGCUGAUCUUGGCCUAAAUGAGUGGGUAGUGAAGUGUGUCAAUUCCAUGCAGAUUACGCGUCCAACUCCUGUGCAGAAAUAUUGUAUCCCAGAAGUACUGGCUGGGAAGAAUGUGACGGGUGUUUCCGAAACGGGUUCUGGUAAAACGGCUGUGUUCGCCCUUCCCAUUCUCCAGCGACUCUCUACCGACCCUUAUGGGAUUUUUGCUGUCGUGCUGACUCCAACGCGCGAGCUGGCCAUUCAGAUCGACGACCAGAUGCAAGCCUUCGGAGCUCCCAUUCACGUUCGAACCACUCUCAUCAUUGGAGGUCAAUCCUUCGUAAAGCAGGCUGAAGCUCUGCGCAAGCGUCCCCACGUCGUUAUCGCGACUCCUGGCCGCUUCCUGCAACAUUUGAAAACAGCCGAUCCUCCCGUGACGAAACGCCUCGGCUUUAUCGUUCUGGAUGAAUGCGACCGCAUGUUGUCCGACUCUCUCAAAACCGAAGUCAGCGAAAUCGUGUCUCUGCUCAAAUCACGAUGUGUUACCCAUCCCCAGUUUCUCUUCCUCACAGCCACGUACGACGCUUCCGUUCGCUCCGAACUCGUCGAAUUCGCUGAAAUCGCUCACCCUCAGAAAUCGAUGGACAUCAUUCCCGACUACGAGUACAUUCCCGAAGCAUCCAAGCAGACAAACUCCACCGUGGACAGCCUCGACGAGUUCUAUCUCCUCACGCCCGACCACCAGUACGAACCGCGGUUCUCUCCCUCAAACCCAGUGAAUCCCCGCGAGGACGCCGAGGAAUCCGAGGAAGACGCCAAGAAACGCCUGCUGCACAAGGCCUCGGCCAUCGUUUUCUGCAAUACCUGCCGCAUGGUGCAGCUUCUCUCCGAGAUGCUCCGCGCAUUCCAGAUCGAGAACGUCCCGCUGCACUCCCUUCUCUCGCAGAAUCAGCGCGACGCGGCGCUGGCGAAGUUCCGGAACAACCGAACCGCGGUUCUGGUGUGCACGGACGUGGCGUCCCGCGGGUUAGACAUACCGCAAGUGGACUUGGUGACGAAUUAUGACCUCCCGAAAGACCCGUUCGAUUACAUCCACCGCGUGGGACGCACGGCGCGCGCGGGCAGGGCGGGAACCGCGGUUUCGUUCGUGACGCUGCCGAGCGUAGGGAAGCUGCAAGCGAUCGAGGCGAUGACCGGGAAGCGGUGCCGCGAGUUCGAAGGCGUGGAGGAGGAGAACGUGCUGAAGAUUCUGAACCGCGUGGGGAGGUCGCUGCGCGUGGCCAGACAGUUCAUGGUGGAGAACGGACUCGAGACCAAGAUCGAGGAGAGGAGGAGGAAGAAGAAGGAGCGCAGAGAGAGAGGAGAAACUGGAGAAACUGGAGAAACUGGGGAAACUAAGGAGAAGAAGGAGAGAAAGGGAAAGAAGGAAGGGGCGAAGGGAAAGAAGAAGAAGAAGUCCACGGCUGAAACGAGUGAAAAGUAG
Blastocystis hominis is the source of this 1611-nucleotide messenger RNA. RefSeq lists its product as hypothetical. NCBI's taxonomy places the organism in Eukaryota, Bigyra, Opalinata, Blastocystidae. Bases 1 to 1611 code for a protein of 536 amino acids. The record is from RefSeq and is a predicted model, not a curated record. Gene Ontology annotation, molecular function: RNA helicase activity; ATP binding; nucleic acid binding. The transcript has 4 exons.